Molecule: messenger RNA, 1209 nt
Organism: Gadus chalcogrammus (walleye pollock)
Lineage: Eukaryota; Metazoa; Chordata; Actinopteri; Gadiformes; Gadidae
Gene: opn6a
Product: opsin 6, group member a
Exons: 6
Coding region: 1-1209 (402 amino acids)
Biological process (GO): G protein-coupled receptor signaling pathway
Cellular component (GO): membrane
Molecular function (GO): G protein-coupled receptor activity
Source: RefSeq, a predicted model, not a curated record
AUGUCGGCGUUUAUCGGCUUCCAGGGGGCCAGCACCCACUGGAGAAACAACUACACCCUUCCCGCCCGCGACCCCCCUCUGUCGGACCAGGGGGAGACCAUCAUCGGGGUCUACCUGCUUGUUCUUGGCUGGCUGUCCUGGUUUGGGAACAGCAUCGUUCUGUUUGUGUUGUACAAGCAGCGUGCCUCGCUCCAGCCCACGGACUAUCUAACCCUUAACCUGGCCUUCUCCGACGCCAGCAUCUCCGUGUUCGGGUACUCCCGGGGAAUCAUCGAGAUCUUCAACGUCUUCAAGGACAACGGGUACCUGGUCUCCUCCGUCUGGACCUGCCAGGUGGAUGGUUUCUUCACGCUGGUGUUUGGGCUGAGCAGCAUCAACACCCUCACCAUCAUCAGCAUGACACGCUACGUCAGGGGCUGUCACCCCACCCGAGCUCACCUAAUCAACAACACCACCAUCCUCGUGUGUCUGGUCUGCAUCUGGGCCAGCGCUGCCUUCUGGUCUGGAGCGCCCCUAGUGGGCUGGGGGAGCUACACAGACCGCGGCUACGGGACCUGUGAGAUAGACUGGGCUAAAGCCAGCUACUCCAGCGUCUACAAGUCCUACAUCAUCUCCAUCCUGGUGAGCUGCUUCCUGCUGCCCGUGUCUGUCAUGCUGUUCUCCUACGUGUCCAUCAUCAACACCGUGAAGCGAGGGAACGCCCUCACAGCCGACGGAGACAUCAGCGAACGCCAGCGCAAGAUAGAGAGAGACGUCACCAUAGUGUCCAUCGUGAUCUGCACGGCCUUCAUCCUGGCCUGGUCUCCGUACGCCGUGGUGUCCAUGUGGUCCGCCUGGGGCUUCCAGGUGCCGGUGCUCACCAGCAUCUUCACGCGCCUCUUCGCCAAGUCGGCCAGCUUCUACAACCCGCUCAUCUACUUCGGCCUCAGCUCCAAGUUCCGCAGCGACGUGGCCGUGCUGCUGCCCUGCACGCCGCACGCCCGCGAGGCCGUGCGCCUCAAACGCUUCAGGCCCAGCCCCCAGCCGGCCGCCGCCCGGGCCCCGCUCAACGCCAGGGAGAGGAAGUACGCGGCCCCCGGGGAGCCGGGGCCCCCAAGGGAGCCCUGCGUUCCCCCGAGCCCGCCCCUGGACUCAGGCCUCGGCAGCCCCCCCCCGCCCGCCGACCCGCCCUCGCAGACCGACGGAGAGUCGAUAUGCGUCAGACUUUGA